Molecule: messenger RNA, 2245 nt
Organism: Gasterosteus aculeatus aculeatus (three-spined stickleback)
Lineage: Eukaryota; Metazoa; Chordata; Actinopteri; Perciformes; Gasterosteidae
Biological process (GO): regulation of cytokine production; regulation of immune system process; embryo development
Cellular component (GO): nucleoplasm; PcG protein complex; transcription regulator complex
Molecular function (GO): RNA polymerase II cis-regulatory region sequence-specific DNA binding; DNA-binding transcription repressor activity, RNA polymerase II-specific
Source: RefSeq, a predicted model, not a curated record
GAACCGAGCACCGGUACGUUUGCUUCGCCUGCACUGGUUCAUAUUUUGACACGAGCUUCGAAGCAGGAGGGUCUCCAUCAGUCCUGAUCCGGAUCCACCAGAGUCCGGAUGAACCUCUGAUGGACUUUCAGCUGCUCACCUUUUUUUCUGGAUCUUGUUCCUCUGACUCAUCAUCAAGCUAUAGAGGUUAGCUUAGCACGCUAGCUGGAAGUUAGCGGCACGGUGCUAGUCCGAGUUUAACGGAGAACCAACGGUGUUUAUCUGGAGGACACGUGUCUGAGAUUCAGUGAAGAUGUCCAACGUCCAAAUGCUGAGAUGUUUACUGAAGCAGCGAAUCACCGAGGACGCCGAAGAGACAUUUGGGCUGUUUGAAAGAACGAUAGCAGAGUACGAGGAGGAAGCUUCUGGAUUAAAAGAGGACAACGAGGGACUAAAGAAACGUCUGCGCGCUGCUUUCAACCCAGAAGUCCGCGUUCACAGAGCAGACCUCCACCAGCUGUUUAUGAUUAAAGAAGAGCAGCAGGAGGACCUAAAGCCCCCCCACAUCAAGGAGGACCAGGGGGCACCAGAGCCCCCCCACAUUAAAGAGGAGCAGCUUCAAGGGCUGGAGGAGGCUGACACAAAGGUCUCAGUCAUUCCUGUGAAGAGUGUAGAUGAUGAAGAGGAAGCUCAGUCCUCACAGCUUCAUCAGAGACAAACUAAACAAAUGGAGACAAAAGGUGAUGGAGAGGACUGUGGAGGACCAGAACCAGACAGGAACUCUGGUCGAGAUGGUCCUCCAGAACCAGAUACUGAGGAGGAGACUGGAGACUCAUCUGAACCUGAGACUGACGACAGUGUUGAUUGGAAUGAGACCAGAGAACCUCACUCAGGUUCAAACUCCAAUGAUAAAGGUUCAAAAUGUAGAACAAGUGAUCAACCGUUGAUCUGUUCUGAAUGUACGAAAGCAUUUGAUUGCAUUAAAAAGCUGAAGAGACACAUGAUGACCCAUACAUCAGAGAAUCUUCUCAGCUGCCAAGAGUGUGGUAAAUCUUUCAAUAACCGUGGAGACCUGAGGGUUCACAGGAGAUGUCACACAGGGGAGAAACCUUAUAGCUGCUCAGAGUGUGGUAAGUGUUUCACUGCGAUUGGAAGUCUGAAGACUCACAUGAGAUGUCACACAGGGGAGAAACCUUAUAGCUGCUCAGAGUGUGGUGAACGUUUCACUCAAGGUGGAAGUCUAACGACUCACAUGAGACGUCACACAGGGGAGAAACCUUUCAGCUGCUCAGAAUGUGGCAAGUGUUUCACUCAAAGCGGAAGUCUGAAGACUCACAUGAGAUGUCACACAGGGGAGAAACCUUUCAGCUGCUUAGAGUGUGGUAAAUGUUUCACUAUAAGUGGAAGUCUAAAGAGUCACAUGAGAAGUCACACAGGGGAGAAACCUUUCAGCUGCUUAGAGUGUGGUAAAUGUUUCUCCUCAAGUGCCAGGCUAAAGAUUCACAACAGAUAUCACAAAGGUGAGAAACCAUUCAAAUGCCUACAUUGUGGUAAAUGUUUCACUUCAGGUCAGAAACUGAAGGAACACAUCAGAUGUCACACAGGGGAGAAACCAUAUAGCUGCUCAGAAUGUGGUAAAUUUUUCACGAAUAGUGGACAUCUGAAGACACAUCUGAAGACACACAUGAGACCUCACACAGGGGAGAAAACCUGCAAACGCUGCGGCAAAUGCUUUACUGACAUUGUAAUUCUGAGGAUGCAUCGAUGUCCAGCAUUCCACAUAAAAACUCACACAGAUGAGAAUCCCGUUUAGCGCCUUAACUCAAUCAGCCCCAUCUCUUGGUUACAUCACUGUUGCCCACGUACGUUAAUACCCCCAGCAGAACAAUGAAGACAGAUAUUUGCAGCUACUUUUCCAUGUUCACAAUUACAAAACAACUGUAGAGACUUCCUCCCUGGGAUUCAGUCUCAAUGAGGCGAUCCUCUUGUUCACUGGGGUAAAACUCAUGCACAGACGGCUCAUGGAUACCCCCACACCUGUCUGGAUCCUGCCCCUCUCCAAGGGCUUGGUUCCUGAAGUAGCAACAGCAUGAAGUUAAGUCAUAUUAUAUCUGGCUGAUGGAGCUCAACCUCCUGCACAGGCUCAGAUUUCUUCCCCCCGAGAGGUGGUAUUGUUUGUCCCUAGAGCCCGCCUGUGAAGCCUGUGGUCAGUUAAUCCCCAGAGCACGUCUUUGAACUGUGUGAGGAAGCCAGAAGAGUAUCCGGA